Molecule: messenger RNA, 1110 nt
Organism: Ostertagia ostertagi
Lineage: Eukaryota; Metazoa; Nematoda; Chromadorea; Rhabditida; Trichostrongylidae
Source: the annotation of a GenBank genome assembly
AUGAAGUGUUUCAAGGAAUUCUUCGAGUCAAUCAACCCAAAGAGCGACUUCAACAAUGACGGUGAUGCACUGGAGACGUACCUGUACGAGAAAUCACUGAAAGUGCAGCCAAAGGAAGGCGAUAAAGUGCCAGAUGUGAAACCAAAACGAGCUCUACACGUGCUGAAAUCGCCAGGAAUCAAACCACCAAAGACGAAUCAUUAUUCGACCAGCCAUCACCAUGCUGCCACUAGCUACAGCACUCAAUCGUCAACAGCACCGAGUACGCCAAAAGCUGAUGGAGAGGGGCCGCGACCCCCAGUCUCGACGCCUCCUGACGCUGACGACGCGCAUUUCUCUUUGGUCGAUAUCACUCCUGGUCAGCAUCCGAAAUUCAUUGGAGAUGUGCCAAGACGAACGCACAAAAUAGGCCAGUUACAACCACCUCCGUUAGUUCCACGUAAAGCGCAAAGAUCCGCCACGACCACAACGGUGCUGCCGGCUGCUGUGUCAACCACACCUUCUACGGCACCACCGCUUCAUCCUCGAAGGCCACCACCGGUGAACUCGUCCCCUUCAAAUCGAUCGCCUCAGACACCUGGUCGUCUAUCUGCAGGUUGGCCGCGACCCCCAGUCUCGACGCCUCCUGACGCUGACGACGCGCAUUUCUCUUUGGUCGAUAUCACUCCUGGUCAGCAUCCGAAAUUCAUUGGAGAUGUGCCAAGACGAACGCACAAAAUAGACCACACACCGUCCGCCUUCGUGUUUCCGUCUGUGGACGCGCAACAUUCGCCACCGCCUGCACUUCCUCCACGCUUGUCGGCGACUACUACACCUGCCGCCAUGUCAAAUAAUGAGCAACUUCGAGUUGUGCUUGAUAGACCGUCCAGCGAGUCUAAUUCACCAACAGUUCGUUUAUCCGUGCCAUUACCGCCAGCAUUACCGCCUCGUCGUGGUACUGCAGCUCAGCAAACUCCGCCUCCUUUGCCGCCGAAAACGCGUAUGACCAGCAGCCCGUCAUUACAACGUGCGACUGUGCCACCUUCAUCACCGGACACACCGCCACCGUUGCCGCCGAAGACGUACAAGACACGAAAACCGAACGACAGUCCGACGACGUCACCUCAAUGA